GAGAUCAGGCACGAGGAUGCGCCGAGCUCGGUGACGACACACUUCACGUCCAGCCGUCGUCUCGAUCACAUGAAGAAUCCCGUCUUCGCUCAUCCAGCUCCACUCGACUCCCGCGCAUUGCCUGUACCACUAUUGAAAUACUGCCUCGUGCAUGAUUGACCAGUCUCCAAUCCCUUAGCCACAUCGCACAAACACACCUCCCACCAUGGACGCCGCCCGGCGCUUCUUCUACGGGCCCUCCCCAGAAGAACAGAAACGAAAAUGCAACUCCCUCCUCCGCAGCAACACCCGCAAACUCGACCGCGACCUCCAAAACCUCAAAACCCUCGAAUCCAAAACCAAAUCCCUCAUCCUCCAAGCCUCCAAACGCGCACAACGCAACCCCUCUCAAGCAACCCAAGCCCGCGCCGAAACCCGCAUCUUCGCCAAAGAACUCCUCCGCGUGCGAAAACAAACCCAACGCCUCUCCACCAGUAAAGCAACCCUCCAAAGUGUCGGAAUGCAAGUCAAUGAAGCCUUUGCUAUGAAGAAAAUCGAAGGCGGGAUUAAGAAUUCGGUGGGGAUUAUGAAGGAUGUGAAUAUGUUGGUGAAAUUACCCGAGUUGACGGGGACUAUGAGGGAGUUGAGUCAGGAGUUGGUGAAGGCGGGGAUUAUUGAGGAGAUGGUGGGGGAUUCUUUGCCGGAUCAGGGCGUUUUGGAGGAUGAGGAUGAAGAGGCGGAGGCGGAGGUUGAUAAGAUUUUGGGAGAGGUACUCAAAGACAGGACGCAGGCUACGCCACAGUUGCCAAGUGGGCCUUUGGGGCCGAUCGAGGCGCAGCCUGCGCAGGAGGAAGAGGAAGAUUUCGAGAACGAGGAGACGUUGGCGCAGAUGAGGAAUCGGUUGGAGGCGUUGAAGAGUUGAAGGGUGAGUUGCGAUUGGAAUCAAGUGAAAUGUGCUACACUUUUCUGGAGUUGAAGGUGCUGGUGGCGAAGCCAGAGGUGGUGGCUCCUCGCAACGUGAUCGCCUGUCACUGCCAGACGUGAUCAAGGAUGUUCCACUUGACUAAAAAAAAUCAACGUACCGCGACCGCGACAUCACUCAAAUCCAUCAAGUCCCAGCAAUGCGAUAACAGCUGGCUACAACGACAUUCCGAGAUAAACUAGGCAGCAACGCGCCCUGCUUGGACAUGAAAGA
Molecule: messenger RNA, 1174 nt
Organism: Cercospora beticola
Lineage: Eukaryota; Fungi; Ascomycota; Dothideomycetes; Mycosphaerellales; Mycosphaerellaceae
Gene: VPS24
Product: ESCRT-III subunit protein VPS24
Biological process (GO): protein transport; endosome transport via multivesicular body sorting pathway; late endosome to vacuole transport
Cellular component (GO): multivesicular body; ESCRT III complex
Source: RefSeq, a predicted model, not a curated record